Molecule: messenger RNA, 831 nt
Organism: Arachis ipaensis
Lineage: Eukaryota; Viridiplantae; Streptophyta; Magnoliopsida; Fabales; Fabaceae
Source: RefSeq, a predicted model, not a curated record
AUGUCGAAUAUACAAAUGUCGAAGAUAGAACGAAUGAUAGAUACUAACUCGCUUAGGCAAAUUCAUGACGACAACUUAGAAAGGGAAAUUAGGCACACUCAGUUAAUGACACUGUUACUGAAGUCUGAAAAAUGUCAAGAUGUCAUACGUAUGGGCCCUGAAGCAUUUAGACAGUUGUGUCAAAAGUUAAGAGGAACUAGUAGAGUAAAGGAUUCAACUCGCUCUACGGCUGAAGAGCAACUUAUACCCUUGGGAGCUAGUUAUGACUUUGCAAGAACACUUCACUGGAAAAACGAUCCUCGAGAGGCCAUUGAACGUGUUGCUAAAGGUUUCUUCUUGAUAGACAUCGGUGUAAUCAGUGGAGAAAGUUGCAAAAACCAUUACUUCAUAAAUGUUGCUGACAUCCAUUUGAGUGCAAAGGCUGGUUUUUAUGCUUCUAGAUACAAGAGAUUCCGUAAACUGUGCUAUGUACUUGGUGCAUUGUAUGCUUUCAUGGGGGAUCAAAACCAGGAUUUGAGAAUCAAGUUUAAUGAAGGUGAGUGGGAGACAUGGCCUCAAGUAACAACCAUUUGCGUUGGAAAUGCAAAGUAUUUUGAUGGUGGCAUGAAGAUUACACCGAAUGCUACUCCUUACAGUGGAAAUUUAGAGGUUGUGAUUGUUCAAAACUUUAAGUGGCAUGAUUUCAUACUGAAAUUACAAAAGCUGUAUAAUGGAACACAUCUCUCACUUGAAAAUAUAUCAGUAAGAAGGUAUGAUAUUGGCUCGAAAGAAGAGAGGAAAAGAGGAGAGAAGGGGGUGGCGGGAAGAAUAUGCUGACUUGAUUCCUGUGAU